Molecule: messenger RNA, 2012 nt
Organism: Esox lucius (northern pike)
Lineage: Eukaryota; Metazoa; Chordata; Actinopteri; Esociformes; Esocidae
Gene: ogfod3
Product: urotensin-2 receptor 2
Exons: 9
Coding region: 98-1057 (319 amino acids)
Cellular component (GO): membrane
Molecular function (GO): iron ion binding; oxidoreductase activity, acting on paired donors, with incorporation or reduction of molecular oxygen; L-ascorbic acid binding
Source: RefSeq, a predicted model, not a curated record
GUAAUGUCGAGUUACUGUAGUAGGGGUGAAGGCAACCAUAAUCCCACUACUAUUACUGCACGAAAGGUAGUAGCAAGGUAUACAUACUAUCAUUACAAUGACGAUACAACGGCGAGGAAAUCCGAAAGUCCCGGACGCAAACGGGAUUGAGAAAAAAAUUAAAAGGGGUAAUGCCUUGAGACAGGCAUCAGCAUGGCGUGGGUCCCAUGGCUCUCUCCUGGGGGUGUUGGCCCUGGCUGUGAUGUUGGGGACCGUCACCUGGCUAUUCCUGGCCUCCAGGGACCCUUACAUCACGGAGACCCUGGUCAGACAGUCUGAGGUGGUGCUACAGCCCAGGGUAUACACUGUGGAGUGUUCUGAGGACUACGACAACUACAAACGCUACCCAGGAUGCACUCCUCAGACGUGUGGAAGAGCCAUCAUAGACAACUCAGUGACCAGGGAGGAGGCCAAAUCCCUCAGGAAGUUGGCAGAGAGGGGACUGGCUCUAGCAGGUUCCGAUGGGGGAGCCUCUAUCCUGGACCUGCACUCUGGUGCUCUGUCUAUGGGGAAGCAGUUUGUCAACAUUUACAGGUACUUUGGGGAGCAGUUAUCAGAUGUAUUUUCUGAGAAGGACUUCAGCCUCUACAGGGAGGUGCGUGCUCGUAUCCAGGCAGUGAUAGCAAAAACAUAUGACCUGGACCCAUCUCUUCUGUACCUCACCAAGCCCACAUUCUUCUCACGUAUCAACAGCACACAGGCAAAGACCCAGCACGAUGAGUACUGGCACCCUCACAUUGACAAGGUUACUUACGGGUCCUUUGACUACACCUCUCUCCUGUACUUGUCUGAUUAUGGGGCUGACUUCACUGGAGGGAGAUUCAUCUUCAUGGACUCCAAUGGCAACCGCACUGUGGAACCGCGUGCAGGGCGCAUAUCCUUCUUUUCCUCUGGGUCUGAGAACCUUCACCGCGUUGAGGAGGUCUCGUGGGGAACACGCUACGCCAUGACUGUUUCCUUCACCUGUGACCCCGCCCAUGCCAUUGCAGAUCCCGUCAUGCCCAUAACCCCUGUGUGACAGUGUGACCUGUAUUCCUCGAGGAAUCCUGAAACACAAGGGAGAGGAGGGGCCCAUAUAAGAGGAACACCUGUUCUCGUCACAUCAGAAAAUCUGAAAUGCUAUUUUCUCAGAAACGUAUUAAAAUGAAGAAGUGAGUGCAUUUUACGUGUCCGUUUGGUACCGUCCGUCAAUGACUGCAGAGGCCAAGAGAAGGACCCUGAUAUUGUAUCAUUUAGAUGAUUUGAUAAACACUGGUCUAAUAUUAUAAUAUUGAAUAUUCCAGUUCCAGCGGCUUUCAUCAGGGGCCACAAAACCAAAACUCUCGAUCCACCUUUGUGCCAUUUACCAAUACCAAAGGAACUGGGUUUUACUGCUUUCUUUACUUAGAUCCCAUUACAUUAACUUACUAUGAACCUAUGUUCUUCAGUCUAAAUGAAGUAACUUAAAAGUAAACUGUUUUUGUACUAUGUUUUCUUUUCCGGUAUGUUGUGAUAUCUCCAUGGGUCUGUUUUGAUUAUGUGGCUCAACUGCCUGGUCCCCUUAUUAUUGUUCCUGUUGUCUUUAAAUUUGUGAAGUAGUGGUUUUCUAUAAUUGUGGUCUUUUUGGGUUAUACUUUUCUUUUUUAUCUGGUCCUAUGAUCUGUUGCUCCAGGAGAAACAGAAUGGCUCAAAGCACAAAGACGACUCCAUUUUUUUAUAUUUUAGAGUGGGGCUAUUUUUACCCCUCCUGCCACCAUUCCCAAUCCUUCAUGUUAACAUACCCAUUCGUUGAAACACCGAAGUGCUCUUCCAUGGCAUUCACACUCACUAACACAAAAGAUUGGACCAGUGGCAAUGUUUUUUCUUCUGAGAAGAAUCCCUACAGUUGAAAAGCAAUUUGUCUGUUGUAUCUGUGAAGCUUAGCAUGUGAUCAAAUGGGAUAUUGUUUCUAGAUUGUUGGUGGGAUUUGAGAGAAAUAAAAUCAGCUGAAGUAA